GGUCAAUCUAAAGAGAAAGUAGCUGUGGUGCCCACACGCAAAACGUUCUUUCGCGAUCGCUCAUUCAACGACAGGACAAAAGCACGUCCUGCACCAGUUUUGGACCACAUUGAGUGGAAUUGUGGAUAUUUUUAGCAAGAUGCGUUCCGUGAUUCUUCUGGUUGCACUGGGGGCCCUUGUGGCCUGUGCCUGGGCUGAAAACGCCGAAGGAAAGCCGAAGGUUGACGGGUCAGUAUCACCAAGCAUGCAGCCUCAUCGCAAAUAUCACAAGGAGAACGCAAAGAAGAAAGCACUGGCCGAUAUCAUCAAGAUCAAGAUGUCCGCAGCGUCUGAAGACGUCAAGCGUAAGGAGCUGAAACACGUCUUCGCUAACCUCAAGCGGUAUGACGAGAAGACCAACGCACAGGUCUCCCCGAACAUGGAGGCUAUUAACAAGGAAGAAAUCAGCCAAACCGUCAAGCAGUUUGGAAAGCAGGUCAAGAAUUUCAACAUGAACCACAAGCGCAAAGCAGGAGCAUCUCUGCGACGGAUGUCCGAGGAGGCAGCGAAGGGAGCCGCAGCUCAGCCGAGACUACGCCGCGCUGCCCCAGCCAAGCAAGGUCGCACCUCGUUUGCUCGUGCUGUCUAACUGACGAACAUCUUCCGGCUUCUACUUUGUGUUUUACUAAACAAAUUUAGCCACCACAAGUUUGUGCUGGGAAUAUUCAUUAAAAAGGCUAAGAAUAUCGCCGUGAACGAGAUUAUUCCGAUAUAUCAUGUUUCCCCAAUGGAAUUUAAAUUGUCAUCUGAAUGUACACCUUGCAUUCGUCCAUUAAAAUAAAAAUCAAGUGCUUGCAGUGAACACAUAAUUCUUGUACAUGUAUAUACAAAUGUAUGGUGUGUGGCAAUUUUGUCUAGGCGUGGUUUCACAUCCGUUUGUAUUUUGCUAUAUUUUGUAAAAUGAGCAAACCAGACUUCGUUCACAUAAACACAACAAUUUUUUUUCCCAUGAAGAUUGAUUACAGAAGAAAUGGAAUAAUGACAAAAAUUCAGUUUAUUGUAAUAAUUAAGUCAGAUCUGUUUAGAAAUCACCCGGCGUGUAUUUUUGUCUGGCAUUUUUAAAGUUUGUUUUUAGUGUAUGCACCAAUUCAAUGGAUUCGUGUUAUUUAUUUGAACAGUUCCCCACACUAAUGAGUGUUUGUGUUAAACAUCUUUAUUUCUUCCUUUUCCCCUUCAAAAUACAUUGGAAAUUAUGGUUCAAAAUGAACAUUCGACAUGUUACGUUUUUAUUUUCAGAAUAAAAACGGCGUAUUUCUUGAAGGAAAAAAGUGGA
Molecule: messenger RNA, 1312 nt
Organism: Patiria miniata (bat star)
Lineage: Eukaryota; Metazoa; Echinodermata; Asteroidea; Valvatida; Asterinidae
Exons: 2
Coding region: 140-628 (162 amino acids)
Source: RefSeq, a predicted model, not a curated record